Molecule: messenger RNA, 330 nt
Organism: Macrosiphum euphorbiae (potato aphid)
Lineage: Eukaryota; Metazoa; Arthropoda; Insecta; Hemiptera; Aphididae
Source: the annotation of a GenBank genome assembly
AUGAAAUGGAUUGAUGAUGACUUUCAACUUAUGGAAAUACAACUCACAGCUUCCAAAAUGUCCAGAGAAAAAUUGUUUGUAUAUAUUGAGGAAUUAGAGAAAAUCUACCAAGCCAUACAAGAGGGUAUGAUCUCCGAAAACUGCCAUUCCAAAUACUCCCUGCAGACACUAUGUGUUUCGUGGGAACAACUACUGAUAUAUAUAAACCGCAUUAUGAAUAAACUAGAUAACCAGAUAUUGAACGAAAAAUCCACAGACACUGUUGAAAAAGUUAUUGCUUUUCUCCGAAUUCUGGCCGGCAACAAGGUAGAAUUUAAUAACUUUGUAUAA